CUAUGAGGAAUCUAUUGGACAGUGAGUUGAAGCUGCCUGACUGAGCCACUCCUUCUCUCUUUUCCCUGCCUGCUACCUGUUGCUGCUUCAACUUUUAACCCCCAACCAUCCUCCACCAAAGUUCCUGAAGCUGCAGCAACUCGCAAUUUGGGGCAUACCAUACAUGGACUACUAGAGAGUCUUCAACAGGACUGCAAGUAACCUAAAACCACCAAAACAUCUAAAAUGGGGAAGCAGAACAGCAAACUCCGCCCAGAGGUGAUGCAGGAUCUGCUGGAGAGCACGGACUUCACCGAAGCUGAGAUCCAGGAGUGGUAUAAGGGCUUCCUGAGGGACUGCCCCAGCGGGAACCUCUCCAUGGAGGAGUUUAAGAAGAUCUAUGGUAACUUCUUCCCUUACGGAGACGCCUCCAAGUUCGCAGAGCACGUCUUCCGCACCUUCGACGCCAACGGGGACGGGACCAUAGACUUCCGGGAGUUCAUAAUUGCUCUGAGCGUUACAUCUCGUGGCCGCCUGGACCAAAAACUGAAGUGGGCCUUUAGCAUGUACGACCUGGACGGGAACGGAUACAUCAGCAAGGCAGAGAUGCUGGAGAUCGUACAGGCGAUCUACAAGAUGGUUUCCUCUGUCAUGAAAAUGCCGGAGGAUGAGUCGACACCUGAGAAACGCACAGACAAAAUCUUCAGGCAGAUGGACACAAAUCGUGAUGGUAAACUGUCUCUGGAGGAGUUUGUUGAGGGAGCAAAGAACGAUCCGUCUAUCGUGCGGCUGCUGCAGUGUGAUCCCAGCAGCGUAGGGCAGUAGAACAACCUACUGUCUGCAGGCAUCUAGUAUUAUUUAUUCAGGUCAAAGCAUUCUUCUUCAUUCACCCAGUAGUGACUAACAGCACAACAGAUCGACAUCGAGCAGAUAAAAUUGGACCCAAGCAGAGGAGCCACAUACUGGACCAUCACAUACUAGACCAUCACAUACUGGACCAUCACAUACUGGACCAUCACAUACUAGACCAUCACAUACUGGACCAUCACAUACUGGACAACCACAUACUGGACCAUCACAUACUAGACCAUCACAUACUGGACCACCACAUACUGGACCAUCACAUACCGGACCAUCACAUACUAGACAAUCACAUACUAGACCAUCACAUACUAGACCAUCACAUACUGGACCAUCACAUACUGGACAACCACAUACUGGACCAUCACAUACUAGACCAUCACAUACUGGACCACCACAUACUGGAGCAUCACAUACUGGCCCAUCACAUAUUGGCCAUCACAUACUGCACCAUCACAUACUGCACCAUCACAUACUGGACCAUUACAUACUGGACCAUUAUACUGGACCAUUACAUACUGGACCAUUAUACUGGACCAUUAUACUGGACCAUCACAUACUGGACCAUCGCAAACUGCACCGUCACAUACUGGGCCAUCACCUACUAGACCAUCACAUACUGGACCAUCACAUACUGGGCCAUCACCUACUAGACCAUCACAUACUGGACCAUCACAUACUGGACCAUCACAUACUGCACCAUCACAUACUAGACCAUUAUACUGGACCAUCACAUACUGGACCAUCACAUACUAGACCAUCACAUACUAGACCAUCACAUACUGGACCAUUAUACUGGACCAUUAUACUGGACCAUCACAUACUGGGCCAUCACAUACUAGACCAUCACAUACUGGACCAUCACAUACUAGACCAUCACAUACUGGACCAUCAUAGACAUUCAUUUUAUUCUAAUGGUUACAGUUAGGAUCAAGGUUUACUAUUUUGAUCCAAGAUCAGUGGUGAAGGGCUGUUUCUACUUAAAGCCAAGAAACACAAUUCUGCCAUGAGGAACUGAACUGAAAGGAGGGAGAAAAGUAUUGGAGAAACAUGACACCAGAUGGAAGCUAUUGAUCUCCCCUACUGUAGAUGGAAGCUAUUGAUCUCCCCUACUGUAGAUGGAAGCUAUUGAUCUCCCCUACUGUAGAUGGAAGCUAUUGAUCUCCCCUACUGUAGAUGGAAGCUAUUGAUCUCCCCUACUGUAGAUGGAAGCUAUUGAUCUCCCCUACUGUAGAUGGAAGAGAGAGUGUAUGAGCGAAAAGAGGUAGCUAGAAGAUUUAUUAUAAUAUUUGACAUAGUGACAAAAUAUUGUGGCAUUUUGCAGCAAUUAAACAUUUUCACUUUAA
Oncorhynchus kisutch (coho salmon) is the source of this 2186-nucleotide messenger RNA. RefSeq names its product neurocalcin-delta A. The coding region runs from base 226 to 804 and encodes 192 amino acids. Gene Ontology annotation, molecular function: actin binding; tubulin binding; calcium ion binding. Gene Ontology annotation, biological process: calcium-mediated signaling. The record is from RefSeq and is a predicted model, not a curated record. The transcript has 4 exons. Lineage: Eukaryota; Metazoa; Chordata; Actinopteri; Salmoniformes; Salmonidae.